UGUGUGUGUGCACAGUCCAUCGUAUCUGCCUUGGAGAGACAGAUCUUUGACUUCCUUGGAUUCCAGUGGGCCCCCAUCCUUGGUAAUUUUCUGCACAUAAUAGCUGUCAUUUUGGGUUUGUUUGGCACCAUACAAUACAGACCUCGAUAUAUAGUCGUGUACUCCGUAUGGACUGCUCUCUGGGUCACAUGGAAUGUUUUCAUUAUCUGCUUCUAUUUGGAAGUAGGCGGGCUUUCAAAGGAAACUGACUUCAUGACCUUUAACAUCUCAAUGCAUCGAUCCUGGUGGCGAGAACAUGGGCCAGGCUGCAUACGAAGAGUGGUGCGUCCUUCAGCUCCUGGGAUUUUAGAUGAUUUUUCCUAUGUCUCUGUGACAGGCUGCAUCAUUGACUUCCAGUACCUAGAGGUCAUUCACAGUGCCAUCCAAAUAUUACUCUCUUUGAUUGGUUUUGUCUAUGCCUGUUACGUGAUCAGUGUCUUCAUGGAGGAAGAGGACAGCUGUAAGUACUCUCCUCUCCGGCAUGGCAGCGAAGACUCGCCAUCCUCCACACCCCGGGUGACAGCAGCAGCCCUCUCCGGGGGGUGGGGCAUUCCAGAGAGCGUGUGCGCGAGUCCGGCUUCUUCUGGGGAAGCCUGCUGCUGCUUGGCAAGACUGGGGCAGCCUCUCCGAGGCCAGGCGAAAGGAACUGAAUAG
Molecule: messenger RNA, 693 nt
Organism: Gekko japonicus
Lineage: Eukaryota; Metazoa; Chordata; Lepidosauria; Squamata; Gekkonidae
Gene: NKAIN3
Product: Na+/K+ transporting ATPase interacting 3
Exons: 7
Biological process (GO): regulation of sodium ion transport
Source: RefSeq, a predicted model, not a curated record